AUGGACUGGCAACAAGCAGAAACGACCAACAGCUCUGCUUCAGAUCGGCGCGUCGUCUUAGCCAUUGUCCGGCUCCGAGCUUCCGUUCCUUCGCACAGCCCCGACUACCGGGGACCCAUCAUCUUCAACCCUGGCGGACCAGGAGGGUCAGGUAUAUGGUCUCUCCGCGACCACGGCAGAGCCUUGCAGACUAUCGUGGGCACCAUGCACGAUGUCAUCAGCUGGGACCCACGAGGUGUCGGUGCUUCAACGCCGCGGAUCGACUGCUGGGUUUCGGCACAGGAUCGUGUCUACUGGAAUUUGCAGGAUCCAGGCAUUAUCGAUGCCCAUGAAGGGACGGUGUACGAUGCCUUUGCUCGGGCGGCCGCGUACUCACAGGUUUGUGAGCGGAACCUGGAGGAGUCGGGGAUUUUGGAGCAUAGCAGCACGGCGUACCAUGCUAGGGAUUUGCUGGCGAUUCUUCAGGCUAUGGGGGAAGAGAAACUGAAGUAUUGGGGGUUUAGCUAUGGGACGGUGCUUGGUGGGACGUUUGCUGCUAUGUAUCCGGAUAGGGUGGAGAGGAUGGUUAACGAUGGUAAUGUCGAUUACGAGGAGUGGUACAACGGCACGUACAUCAACUUCCUCCACGACACCGACAAAGUCAUGGAAGCCUUCUACACCUUCUGUCACUCUGCCGGUCCCAAUCGCUGUUAUUUCCACGCCUCCUCUCCCCCUUCGAUCAAGUCCCGUCUCGACGCCCUACUUACCAAGCUACAAACUCAUCCCAUCCUUAUUCCCCAGGGCCAGCUUGCAUCCUCAGACCCAACCGAACCCUAUCAUAUUCCCUCACUAGUAACCUACUCCCACAUCCGCCGCAUGCUCUCCACAGCCCUCUACCAACCCAUCCUCCGCUUCCCCCAAAUUGCCCUAGUGCUCUCCAGUCUUGAAGCAGGCGACGCUCUCCCAUAUCACCGCUACACCCUAUCCGACUCUCCACCAUUGAUUCCCUCGUCCCCAAAUACAUGCCAGGCCGACGAUGAAGACGACACAGUUCCUCCUACCCCAUUCACCCCUCUCCAAGAAGAAGAAAGUAACCCCGACGCUUCCUCAGCAGUCAUGUGCUCCGACGCAUUACCCUUCACUUCCACGCCCCACGACUUUGCGCUCUACGCUCAACAGUUACUAAACAUCUCGCAAGCGGCGGGGGCGGUGCAAGCUUCUUUCCGGCUUUCGUGCGCCGGUCGAACCAUCAGACCCAUCUGGAACCCCUUUAACGCUUCUUCGUUAGAGGCUUUUAAGGAUGUAGAGACGGCGCACCCGGUGUUGCUCAUCAACAAUGAAUUCGACAACGUCACGCCGUUGGUUAGUGCACGGAAUAAUGCACGGGGAUUUAGGGGGGCGAGGGUGCUGGUGCAGAGAGGAAGUUGGGGGCAUACGAGUUUGGCGGCGCCGAGUGUUUGUAUGGCUAAGGUGAUUAGGGGAUAUUUUGGAGGGGGGAUGGGGGAAGUGCCGGAGGAGGAUGGACUAGGAUGUUGGAGCGAUGAGGUGCCUUUUGGAGAUGGGGAGGAGGGCGUUCAGAGGAGGGAUAGGGAUAGGGAUAGGGAUGAGGAUCUGGACUUGAAAAGGGCGGUUUGGAGGUUGGCGAAGAGGAGGAGGGUAUAUGGGGGUUUUUGA
Molecule: messenger RNA, 1653 nt
Organism: Sordaria macrospora k-hell
Lineage: Eukaryota; Fungi; Ascomycota; Sordariomycetes; Sordariales; Sordariaceae
Source: RefSeq, a predicted model, not a curated record